Aedes albopictus (Asian tiger mosquito) is the source of this 1738-nucleotide messenger RNA. RefSeq names its product zinc finger CCCH-type with G patch domain-containing protein. Bases 138 to 1694 code for a protein of 518 amino acids. Gene Ontology annotation, biological process: negative regulation of transcription by RNA polymerase II. NCBI's taxonomy places the organism in Eukaryota, Metazoa, Arthropoda, Insecta, Diptera, Culicidae. The record is from RefSeq and is a predicted model, not a curated record. Gene Ontology annotation, cellular component: nucleus. Gene Ontology annotation, molecular function: RNA polymerase II cis-regulatory region sequence-specific DNA binding; metal ion binding; DNA-binding transcription repressor activity, RNA polymerase II-specific. The transcript has 2 exons.
GUUUUGAUUCUCAGGUUCUUGACAAGGCCGCGUAUCACCCAGCACUGAGCCGCUACCGACGAAAAGAUUAAAGUUUCAUUCGACAAAAUUUUCAUUCAUGAUUAUCCGAGUGGUUCUGUAAAACGGAUGCAAACGCCAUGAGCAGUUGCCAAGACUUGAAUGAAUCUAUCCAGCUGUACAAUGAGCAGCUUGUUCAGGUGAAUCAGGCCUUGGAGAGCGCAGGCGAUGGCCCCGAGCGAGAAUCAUUGCUGAACUUGAAGAGUGACCUUGAGGAACUGCUAAAGCUCACCCUCGAGACUGUCGAGCACGAGACUGAUGAUGACCCGGACCAGCCGGAUGCUCCGGCUUCGGGCAGCAGCAAUGAGGAUGACGAGUUUGCUUUGUUCAUGUCGGAAAUAAAUGCACUGGAUGCACCGAAACCUGAGGCACAACCACCAUCCAAGAAGGACGAUGUCGGCGUGAGUGAGCAGGAUCCGUUCAAAGAUCUCGUCGGUAGCAAGUGCUCGGCCCCGCAUGUGCACAAGUGGGGAUCGAAGUCGUACCAUAACGCUUUGAUAUGCAGCCUGGACUCUUCGGAUCUGGAAGAUGUAUCAGCGAAGGUACUGUUCAUCAACCCAACCCAUCAGGAAAUGAUUCCUUGCGUUUACUUCCUCGAGGGUGACUGCAAAUUUGACGACGAAAAGUGCCGCUUCUCACAUGGGGAAGUCGUUCCGGUUAGCGAAUUGAAGGAAUAUCGUCAGCCUAGAUUUGAACUUUUGAAAAGGAAGGGUUGCAGGGUAUUGGCAAAGCAUAGGAAUCGUAUUUGGAGCAAAGGAACAAUCAAACAGGUCGAUUUCGAUAGUAAAACGUGCAAAAUUCAAAUGGACGAAGGACGUCACGAGGUGGAGUUGCAGUUCGAAGAUAUUCUGCCAAUGGAGGAUGAUGGCGCGUCACUUAGUUCAGAUUCCGAGUCAAAUACAGAUAGCGAAGAGGAAAAAGACGAGGAUGUUGUGUCGCUUGAACAGGCCCAAAUUAUUCAGCGAAGUUUGUUGAACCCGGCUCCUGAUCAAAGGUUGGGAGAUUGGGAGAAACAUACCAAAGGAAUUGGGUCAAAAAUUAUGCUGAAGAUGGGUUACGUCGUCGGAGCAGGACUUGGAAGCAGAGGUGAAGGAAUAGUUGUUCCGGUUAGUGCCCAAGUUUUACCUCAAGGUAGAUCGUUGGACUAUUGUAUGCAACUCCGCGAACAGGCCAAUGGCGAUAAGAAUCUAUUCAGUGUUGAGAAGAAGCUUCUGCGCCAGAAGAGGAUUCAAGAGAAGCGCGAUUCCAAAAAUUACGCCAAAAACAAACCCAAAAAGGAUGUCUUCAACUUUCUAAACAGCGAAAUUUUCGGUUCCAACAGCAGUUUGCCCAGCCCAUCAACCAGUAGAAACUCCACUGGAAAUCAUUCCAGCCCCAUCGAUCUACCUGGAACAUCGUCGAAAAACCUCAACAUUGCCAGCCUCAAACUAACCGAACAGAUGCGCCGGCUGGAAAUGGACAUAGAAAAGUUGUCCCAUUCGCUAACGCGACACCAGCCGGGUUCGAAGAUGCACUCGAAUCUUCAGAGGCAGAUUGCCGACAAGCGGCGGGAGGUUUCCGAGAUUCAAAAAACGGAAUACUCCAUUUCUCGAGAGCAACAGUUGCGGAGUGAUAAACGCAAAAUGACAGUAUUUUAGGAAAUGGGAGAGUAAAAUUGAAAAUUGUAUGCUUAUCGAGGUAA